Messenger RNA from Pocillopora meandrina, 9653 nucleotides. The record is from the annotation of a GenBank genome assembly. Lineage: Eukaryota; Metazoa; Cnidaria; Anthozoa; Scleractinia; Pocilloporidae.
CGUUUAAGAACGGACCCUGACUUAAAGUAUUUCGUUGACGAGAUCAACCUUUUGACUGAAGAUGAAAAGCAGCAAGAUAUGAGAGAUUUAACAGAGCUUCAAAAGAAAACAGAGGAGAUGAUUUCCAACGCAAAAGAGAUCAUUAGGAGCCUCCGUACAGUGGCUAAGAAACUAGACGGCGUGUGGAGGGACUGCAAGAUAUCUCAUGCUGUUGGAAUCGGCGUUGGAAUAGUGGGAGGCCUUCUUUCAAUCGGUGGAGGAAUUGCAACAUUGAUGACAGCGGGGGCUGCUUCUCCAUUGUUGAUAGCAGGAUUGUCUCUUGGAGGCGCUGGAUUAACUACAAAGUUAGGGACAGCCGCCGUCAACUCUUUUAUAAACUCAAAUGAAAUGAAAAAGGCCGAAGAAAAAUUGGCUAAGACUGUGGACAGUAUUGACGAGGUAAACAGGACUGUCCAAAAGAUUUUGAUCACCAAAGAAAGAGUAAGACUUAUCUACAUUUAUUUCCUUGCCAAAACCCUAAAGUUGGGAGGUCCUGUGUUCUUGAAGAUCCUUCGUGAGCUGGUGUUUCUCUCCGGGGGGACACCUACCAAACUGGUAAUACAAGUAGCAGAAAAGGUAAUGGCCUGUGCACAGGCAGCGAGUCAGGCUGGUGCGAAAGCUGCAACCCAGACUGGUGCUCAAGGAGCGGGAAAGGCAGUUUUGCAAUCUGUUGACGAUGUGUUACGAGCAACGGGUCAGACUGGAGCACAAGCUGCUGAUGACGUAGUCCAAGCAGGGGCUAAAGCGGGCUCUAAGGUAGUUGGUAAAGUUGUCGGUAAAGUCAUCAUUGGAGUCAAUGUUGUAUUCGUAGUGUGGGAUACCAUAGAACUUGGCUUCACCAUUAGGGAUCUCGUUGAAAACAAGGGAUCUGAAGCUGCAAAAGUUCUGAGACAAAAGGCAGAAAAACUUGAGAAUGCCAUGAAGCAAUAAAUAUCGGCAAAAGGGAAGAGUUCGAAAUGAUUUUCAACGAUAAAGACAACAUCGAUCUGCGUUGGCGUGAACAUUUUUCAUCGUGCGCCUAGUUGCAUUUGGCCAUUUUAUAUGAGGAAGUUACAUCUUAGGACUGCAUUAAUGGCGUUUAAGAAGUUUUCUUUUUUAUCUGGCCUCUUUAGAUUUUCAGAGAGAUAAGAAAAGGAUGUUUAAUGUUGAUGUAUACAGUGAAAAGGAGUGUAAUAAAAUAAUUACAUAUUUUAAAGUGAGUAACUUCUGGGGUCUUUUGGGUUGACGCCUGCAUGUAAGGCAAAAUUAUUCUGAUGCUUUCCUUUCAGUGAUGAAGAAAGACUAUUUUCAUUUUCUAUUUACGUUCCCAGUUUAGUGAGGGACAGCGGCUCAGCUUCAAAGAAAUCCCUAAAUACCCGAACGCAAUGACCCUUGUGAGGAACGUUUGGAACUCGGAUUCUGAUAUAAUUGCGGGCCCUACUUUUUCGGUUUUAUGCAUUCAUGAUGCACAGUCCAAAUUCAUUUAAAAUUCUUUGACUUUAUCAGACAACGAGUCGUUGGCUAUUUUGCGAGGCAGCUUAACAAAUUUUCAUGAAAUGUUCUAAGUGGUAGGCAUCUGGGCCACGAUAGUCCCCACUACAAUAGAGGCGAUCACGUGGUCAGGACAUGCCUGCUCAUAUCCCAUCAAAAUUUUAAUAAUUUUUCUCUCGUUUGCCUCGGCUUUUUUGGGGGCCCCACCUUCAUGGAACAUUUCCACCUUGUUUCCCCCGGUGACAGUCAUUUGAGGCCCGCUGAGCUUGUUCCUAGAAGAAGCCGGUGUUCUCUAUGACUGCAUAUAUUGACAACGGAUGGGUAGAAAGCGAUGAAAGGCGUACCCAUUUUAAGGGUUAUUUCUCUUCAGAGAUUGGAACACCAGGAAUUAUAAAAAAUACUCUAAUUUUAUUCAAAUCUUUACGCAAAGCUAAAAAAUUCAGAUAUGUUAAUUUCACAAAGUUAGGAACGCGUAGUCUCGUACCCAGAUCUUCCUACAUUUCAGUCCCGGUUACACGGUAGGAUCUGGGUACGGGAUUACGGAACGCAUCAAACGAAGCGAUUCAAUUUACAAUACAUAUUUUGCUGUCCAUCAUCUGCACUUGUGAUCCAUUUUGCGCCAUGACGCUGGAUUUCAUUUAUUUGGUAUCCCCUAUCUCUUUCUCUACCACAAUUGAGCUCUACUGCACUUUUCCACAGUGAGUGAUUAAAUUCUGGUCUCUUCCAAUCGAGUUCAGCACCUGAUGUACAUUUCCAGCUGGAGUUGGUGACUUUGCCAUCACUGAACGAGCCGGUGAUAUAAGGCACGCCACUGCUUUCUACUGCAAUGGCGAUGAGUCGCGCUGUUGCUUAAAUGGACAAACUAAAGACCCUCGACUGAUCAACUUUUUUAUAGUCGAUCAUAUCAGUCUCCUCAUUGCCAUCCACAUAAAUCUGCAUUUUGUCUUUGCAGCUUAAACUCGCUUUGACAACUCCUGCAAGGAGGAAAAUGUUUUAAGCGUAAAAGGUCUUCUCGUAUGUGUAAGGUUCUUUAUGAGUCAUGGAGUAAGUUAGCGAAAAAUAAACGUCCAGCCUGUUUCCUUGCCAGGAUGCAGUCUUUUAUGGUCGCAUCUUGUUUUUCUACUCUGCAAACAAAAAAUAUGUUAAAAAGAAAUUUCAAGUCGAUCAUGCCUAAGAUAAAUUUGAACUCGACUAAGAAACGAUAAAAAGUGAUGAAGCGUUUGUUGUAUUUUUUUUGUCUCGUCCUUCACUUAAGCUAAAUUUCUUCCUACAUUGACCACAGAGCGGCCCAUAAUUUUUUAAUUUUUUUAAUUUUUUAAUUUUUUUUUAAUUUCUAAGAUUGUUGCAUCUAAAUUUACGUUCAAGCGUCCAUCCAAAUUGAAGAUGUUAGCAGAUGCACGAUACGCAAAAAAAAAAAACAACAACAACAUUAUAAAAAGAUGGUAACAUUACUUCUGUUCCUUGAUGAUUUAAUAAUUCUCAAACCUGGAUUUGUUCAAGCUGAUGAAAAGUGCAAUCGGGAACCCAAAUCAAGAUAGCUUCGUUAGAACAGGGGUCGUCAAGGCUGCAGUUAUUGAGAGAACAAGUACCGAUGUAAUGGCGGUGUUCCGCUACGCAGAAAUUGUAUGAAAUGUAGGAGAGAUCUUCUUGGCAAGUAACAAUACAAGAAAACCAGUCAACGUCUUUGAUCGUCUUGUAAGCAAAACCAAUUAAGGCUGCUUUGUUAUGAGCGGUGAAUGUGAACGCUUCAACGAGGCACAACGUCACCACAAAACACACCUUCAUAGGCAUCAUCUACUAGGGAUUGUGUCGGAGAGCGAUAUUUCUUUCGGUGCACUCUUUUUUAUUUUAUGGCUACCUGUCUGGUUUCAAGUUUCUUUCCGUUAAAUGCAACCCGCGUCACUUAGUAAAUCAAAUAGUGGGAUGUAAUACUGUAAUUUCCGUCUGUGAAAGGUCUUUCGUGUAUCCCUCUCGACCUUUUAGCAAAAUGUCCAGUGUUUGAUUCGUCUUUCAAAAGAAACGCUUUCUUACAUGUCAAUCUAAAUAACAAGUUGAAAUGUCGGUGUUUUUUUUUGUCUAACUUCAGCCAAUAGGCACCAGACUCAAUCGAUACGUAUAAUUUACUUUACUUAAGUUUGUCAUUUACUUCUGCAUUAAAUUUUGAUAACAAGCUUUUCAUCUCAGAAAAUGCACUUUGCCGUGUGAUUCCGAUAUUUGUUUUCACUGAGGCUCCUGGCCGUCAAUUGACCUUUAUUUGCAUAGUGGAUAAAGUUUUUGAUAAAGUGAUUCUAAAUCUCAUGAUUAAACAAGUUGUAUAAGAGAAUUGGUGUUGGAAAUCAUACAAAUUUAGAUGAACAAGGCGAAAAGGCAUUUUCACGAGCAGCUGGAAAGAAAGUGACAUAUUGUUUUUACAAAAUAGCACCAAAGUGGGCAGCCAAAUUAUUGGUAAAAAGAUGAUCGAAGCUGUAUUCAUGAUGCAGGACGGUUUACGUCUGAGCUUGACAAUCAAAGAUUUCUUUUAAAAAAAUAGGAUCUGGCGCCGCAUACGCUUUGAUUAUUAAAAUUUGGGAGCUUAAGAAGAUUUGAAAGAAUCCAGAAUAAAAACGCACCGUGGUGUGACUUGGCACAUUUGGCGCCUAAAAUUUUGCCAAGCCUGAGGGAAAAAAACAAUGACCUAAAAUGAGUACUGAACUUCUUAUUGAAAAGGAAGCUAUAUUUUACUGGUUCCAUAGCCGUUUGUUGACAUCACUAUGGGAAACAACAGUACUGUAGUAAUCCAGUGCCAUACAUGAUAAGUCAGAGUACUGUUGUAUUCCAGAGCUGUAAGUAAACAGUAAGGAAAGACUUACUCUGACGUACCUACUUAAUGGUACCACUACUUAGAAAAAUUCACUGGCCGUAGAAUUAAAUUUUGUGAUUAAAAAGUGUAAGUUUUGCUUUUAGAUUCUGUUUGUUUCAAUGAAAAUGUAUGCUGUGGCUUAUUCGAAAAAUAAACGAACAUAACAAAGAAAAACAGCAGCCGCCGUUAUCCAGUGUAUUCCAUGACUUGACAAGGCAUAGUCGUGGAGGUUAUAUCCAGCGGCCUAUAGUGACAUUUCCCUUUGUGGAGUCCAAUUGCUUAAUCAAUACCAUUUACUUUUUCUUAACUAGCACAAUCAUUGUGACAGGAUCACAGAGUUUAUAUCAAAUUUGUUGUCAAAGUUUUGCUCCACUCAACGAUUUACAAUGUAGACCGUGAAUAAAAUUUAUGCAGUAAUAAGUCAAGAAUGCAUGAGCUAGACUCUCUUUUUGGAGAGCGAGAAGAGGAGAGAUCCUGGGAUCGAGGUUGAAACGAUGUACGAAAUAAGAAUGGGUGGCUUCUCUCUCACUUUGCAUUUGCGUUGCACGCAACAGAAGAAUGAUGAAACAAUCAGAACCCGAUUUUAUACAUUCAUCUAAUUUCUUUUUCCAUUUUCUACUCUCUAAUACUAGUGACAUAAAAAAAUACCCGGCGGAGGCAAAUAAAUAUCGUAAUACAUGAAAAGUAACAAUCCUAAGUGAAAGAAUCUGAGGAUAUGAGAGGUCGAGGAUCAGAGACAGAAGAUAAAUUUCUCGCAAAAAGAGCUCUAUAUAUAAUUUUACCGUUUCUCCAGAAGAAUAUGGAUGCCUCUUUCUCCGAUUUAGAGCACACAGCAAAAGAUUAAGAUUUUAAAAAAAGGUUUGUUAUGACCUUUGAUGACGCAAUCCCGACGCUGGAAUGAUUUCAAAUUCUUCAACACGCCUGAUUGAUAAAAACAAUCUUUAAUUUUGAAUCACUUCAUCAUCUCGAGCGGAAUACAGCAUUUUAGCAUAACACUGAACAUGCGUUCAAAGGAGCAUUUCUAUCCGUAAUCUUUCACAAAAGUUUAAAUUGAGACUUAACGAAGACUACUGCAUCGAUCACAGGGACUUUGGACACCCGGUCACAAGGCACCUUUGUUCAUCAAACGCCAGUUGAUCCUUACCGACUGCUUCCACGACGUCAUCAAAACAGUAAGCUAUUGUUUACAGAAGGGAAAGUCCCUGUUUCCAUUAAUAGACAACUAUAAAAAGUGAACUAAUCAGCGAAGCUUGUCUGUGUCAACAAAGGAGUAUCUGAUUGCCGCCAUCUGGAAGCUUUAAGUUAACUUAUUUGGUUGCAAUGGUGUUAUUUUCGACGUAGGGGUAACUCCUCAAGCGGCAGACCGGUCAUAGUAAACCCUCAUCACAUGCACGAGGGACAUUUCCCACAAAGAUAUCUGAUAAGUGUUAUUUUCAUUCCCAUUGUGUUCUUAAAAAGUCGAGGUAAGAUCGAAGCAAACACCGCAUUGAAUACGGGGAAAGCCCCUAUUCUAGGAAUUCUAUAAUUAGUGGACCAAUCAAAGGCUUUGUUUGUGUGACGCUGUUGUCUCGACAGAUCUAUUAAUUGACUUCACUAUGUAGCGAGGAAGCGGGUUACUCCUCCAACAGCCGGCGAGUUCGUUUGAAGAAGCUGAUCAUGAGUUGAGCAAGGCCUGAUUUAUCACGAGGUUUGUUUGUUUGAUUUUGAAAUGGUUGACGCAGUGAUUGAUAGAGUACAGUGAAACGAUUAAUUUUCUUCGAAUAAACCUCCGACGUUUGCGAUCGGCCGGUGCGCGAAAGGUAACUGAUAAAACAUUAUUUCAGUUUAUGAAAGUAUUUUAUAUUCAGCGCUAUUUUACCUCCUCAAUUCUUUGAUAAAUAAAUAUUUUGCUAUGAAAUACUGCUACGUAUUCGCCUGAAUACAGAAACACAUCAUGUUCAACGGAUUUAUCUGUGAUAUGCAACCGAGAGGCUCGCAGUAGUUAUGAUUUGGUUUUAUUGUGCUUUAAGAACGAGACAGUUAAACAUCAUAUUCGACGGAUCCGAUCGAAGUAAUGCUAUUUAACAAAUUUACCACAAUUUUCCAUUUUCUCUAAUCUUAUUGAUCCCAGAAAUGACGCCUACAAUGAAACCACGAGACGCAACCGAGCGGUUUCACUGCAGAGUUAUUUUCAGAAUUGUUUUUGUCUUAUUUGCAUACUCUUUGACGAUUCUUUGUUGCUUAAGCACUUGGACAAGGGAAAAUGUUUAUUUGAAACUCCGUCGUGGAUAUUAUACAAGAGGUGAUUCUAUCCUAGCAAUCUAUCUAGCAUUAUAAAUUGUUGGUGGAUUAUCGUUGAACUCAAUUGCCACCGCCAUUCAAGUCUUUGUUUGUAUUCAACUUAGAAAGUAUUCGAUCAUCCAUACUUCUGUUAACUGCCGUUUCGUAAAUUUUGAGGAAUCAUUAAAGUAGUAGGAGCAAUGUCGACUCACUGUCGAUGGGAAUGGUGUUUCAUGUAGCUCAUGGACUUCGCCAAAAACAGUGUAGCACUUUUGACCGUUUCAUUACCUGAUAUACAUGGCCAUUUUUUCAAAAUGCAUUAGUGUUAUUCUUUGGUGCGUGACGUGGCUUUGAUCUUAUAGGAUAAGCUCUUUGCUUGUAAAGUGAGACGGUUCAUUUGCCAUUUACUCGAUCAAAUUAACCUUCAUACCUGUUUCCAUCUGUAAUUGUUUCUGGGAGGCAGUCCGAGCAUGAAAACGUUCAAGGAAUUGUUUGAGAAUUAUUGACGCUAAACUGUUUCUACUAACGGAGUUAAAAGCGUAAACCAAAUGCAAAUUUUGCGAUAGUUUGGUAAUUUUCCACCCGAAUUUCUGUGGGGGUGAUCGAAGCAAAAUUGUUUAGUAAAUAUCACGUGUACAAGAGUAAGAUAUCUGAUAGGUUCCAUUUACAUAGCUGGUGUGUUUAUGAAAAGAUCGGGGCACGACCAAAACAAACGCGUAGCUCAGUCGUGGGGAAAGCCCCCAUAUCUACUAACUCUGUAACAGAUAGACUAGAUGGUUUGAUUGGAUGAACAUCAUCGUUUAAAAAAUUAUCUUCAUAAUUACCGAGAAAAGUUUGUAAAUCGCUCGCCUCCGGCUCUCGAUCUCUCUGCUUUUUUCGCCUUCUGCCAACAUCCCCAAAAGAAAGGGGGGUUCACUUCAGAAUGCACAGUUUUCUGGUACAAAAAAUUGUACAGAAUGUGGAAACAUUUUCGUUGGACUAUUCCCUAGUAAAAUAUAUAAACACUGGUUCUGUGACGAAGAUAUGUUUGUAUUCUACACACUGUCAUUUCUGGGAAAGCAAUGAAUAUUAAUAAUCAGUUAUGAUACGGUCAAGGAAUUUCUAAGAAACAUCUAACGCCUCAAGAGCUGAUGGUCAAAGUUCAUUCUGAAUUUUCAAAAAUUAAUUACCUCUUUACUGAUAAAUUCUAGUUGCCUGCAAAAAAUAAAAUUCGCGAUACUUAACAAGUUUCCCAAGGAUUCCGCUUGAUAAAUUUAUGUCGUCUGGGAAAUUUUUCGUUUUCUGGGAAAUUCUUUUGGAGCAGCUACCGAAGUGAGCUUAUGGUUUAUGGUUUCAGGAUCCUUAUCAUGAUAAGUGCUCGUUUUAUGGAAAGUUAUGCCUUUCUCAGUGAAUCUACAGAAAACAUGUGUUAACCUUAAACACCCAAAUAUCAAUAUUGUUGAGGCCAAUCCUCAACAAGAGAACAAUUUUGUUUUCCUAAGUCCGUUCCAUUCUAUUUUUGUAAUUAUACUCCCAGCAUGCUUAGUGAGCGCGUCUCAGUGUCGUCGUGUAGCGAGAAAGAAACCAUGUGCUUUGUAACGCGCUAGUCGCGGGGAGUUUCUCAUCGUAUGGUGAGUCUUAGGAGCUCGUGUAUUUCCAAAUCCCGUUCCAACAGUGAUUAAGUGUUUAUUUUGUAGGUUUUUACUUGCGAGGUGAAGCUUCUUAGCCAAAGAUGAGACUCCAAUUCCGAUCCUGUUGUGUUGUUAAGAAAAUAUGUUGAGUGUGCAACUCUCGAUUAUUAAACCUUGUGUUCAAGAACCCUUGUGUUGUGAAGGCGCGUUCUUUGUCCCCUGCUCAAAUAUGAAUAUUCUCCAUACUGUUCUCUAUAUAUUCCUAGGGGUACUGACAAGGAGAAUUUGUUUAAAAUUUAAAAGCUUCUUUGCUUGGUGAUCAUUUCGUUUUUUACUGUAACCUUCAUGGUUGAUUCAAGAGUGAUAUUGUGUGGAGAAACUAGAUGCUAGUCACUCUUUGGGGUUAAAGUUAUAAUAAUUCUGAAUGAUCAUAUAAAGGAAACUUUGCUUUCAGAAUGAACGCAAGAAUAGACAGCAAUAUGGAGGAUGCCGUCAGAGGGAUAAAUGAGUUGUCUGACGCUGAAAGGCAACAAUGCUGGAGUGGUCUACAUGACCUUCAAAUGAAGACGGUGGAUGCGCGUGUCAAAAUCCAAAUAACCGCAGACAGUUUUCGUGCAGCGGCUGAUAAACUGGAUCAAGUAUGGCGGGACUGUAAGAUAGCACACGCUGCUGGAACAACUGGUGGAAUUAUUUCGGGUUGCCUCGCCCUUGCAGGUGUAACAGUAAUGACGGGGGGUGCUGCCACGCCAUUUCUGUUGGCUGGACUGGGUUUUGGAGUCGGCGGGGCUGUCACAAAUAUCGGGACAAGCUGUGUAGAGGCCUCCAUAAACUCCUCUGCAAUCAAGAAGGCUGAAAAACUCUGGGGGGAAGCUUUAGAAAGCAUCAACGAUCUUACUACGACUGUACAGAGUUGGCUGGAUAAGAAAGAGAAGGCGAGAAUUGUUUACAUUUUGUACCUUGCAGAAGCCUUCGAGUUUGUUGACCCCAUCCUACUGAACCUGCUUCAUGAUAUGGUAUCCACUGCCUUCGGGAUCUCCAUCAACAUACUGAAAAGUUUAUCUGCAGCCUUGUCAAAGGCCGGAGCAAAACUCUUGACAGAAGUUGGUGAACAGGGGGGCAAAGGAAUAGCCCAACUAGCUGAUGAUGCAGCACAAGCAGGAAAGACAGGAUUGCAAGUGGCUGAUGACAUGGCUCAAGUGGGAAAAGCAGGACUGCAGGCUUCUGAUGACGUGGCACAAGCAGGUGCCAAAGCAGGGUCCAAGUCGGCAGGGAAAUAUGCUGGUAAAGUCUUGAUUGCAGCCAACAUUGCAUUCCUGAUGGUGGAUUGCAUAGACCUUGGAUUCACGGUCAGAGAUCUUGUUAAAAACAAAGGAUCUGAGGCAGCAAAAGAUUUGAGGAGGAAGGCAAAGCAACUCGAGGAUUUACUGGAGGAGUGA